AUGGGGGAAUGGGGGGUGGCUGGGUGGGAUUGGAAGCUGCGGUGGAGGAGAAAUCUGUUCGUGCAUGAGCAGCAUAUUUUUGAUAGUUUACUGCAGGUGAUUUCUUCAGUUCAGAUUCAGAGGAACGUGAAGGACUCAUGGCUCUGGAAGUGUGAACUAGAGGGGAGAUAUUCAGUGAAAUCAGCAUACUUGGCUCAAUUCCCUCAUGUUGACAGCAACAUUUUUUUCAAGGAGCUGUGGAAGGGUUUGGCUCCUUCCAAGGUUAUUUGCCUUGCGUGGAGAGUUGCUCUCAGAAGGCUGCCAACGUUGGAUAAUUUACUCAGGAGAGGAGUGGCUGUGGACAGCAAUAGAAAUGGUGCAUGCUUCUUUUGUUCUCAGCAGUUGGAGAGUGCUGGACAUCUUUUCUUUGGAUGCAAUGUCUCAUAUAGGAUAUGGAUGAGCUGUUAUGGAUGGUUAAGGGUGGAAACAGUAUUACCAAUUGACCAUAACAUUCACCUUGCGCAUCAUGAAAUGUGGGGAAGAAACAAAAAACAAAGGUUGUGCUGGAAAACAAUUUGGCUUGCUGCUAUUUGGAGCAUUUGGGUUCACAGGAAUGCAGUGGCUUUCAAAGGCGAACAAGUAAAUUUGGAAGAGGUAGUGGAUAUGGUGAAAUUGAGGUCUUGGUUGUGGCUCAAAUCUUUGAUGCAAAGCUUCAAAUCAUCUUUCUACGAGUGGGACAAGGAGCCUCUGAUCUGCAUGAUGGGGAGCUAA
Lotus japonicus is the source of this 750-nucleotide messenger RNA. RefSeq lists its product as uncharacterized. The transcript has a single exon. The record is from RefSeq and is a predicted model, not a curated record. Bases 1 to 750 code for a protein of 249 amino acids. Lineage: Eukaryota; Viridiplantae; Streptophyta; Magnoliopsida; Fabales; Fabaceae.